This is a messenger RNA of Cryptotermes secundus, 1925 nucleotides long. RefSeq names its product probable glutamate receptor. Bases 345 to 1775 code for a protein of 476 amino acids. Gene Ontology annotation, molecular function: glutamate-gated receptor activity. The transcript has 7 exons. The record is from RefSeq and is a predicted model, not a curated record. Gene Ontology annotation, cellular component: membrane. NCBI's taxonomy places the organism in Eukaryota, Metazoa, Arthropoda, Insecta, Blattodea, Kalotermitidae.
UUAACAGAUGCGUGGCUGGGAUUAAUUUAAAAAAUUAAUAAAUGUACACGUAAGUACAUAAGGAACAUAUGGAUUAAACCAGCACUUUACUCAUAUUUCGUCAGUUCCAUUCCCAGAAUGCAACCGCAACCACUGUCCCGUAACUUCUUGCCAUGCUUGCCAAGAGCGCAACCCAGCGGCCGGAUCUAAUCAUACGGUCUGCACUAGAUCUCAGCAACAUGAUACACUUAGGCAUAUGAUAAUGACUAAUCAAACAUGGUUCUGUUCAGGCAUCUUCAAGCGUGCACCUCUCAAACGCAGUUUGGAUUCUGCUGAGUAGUUUCGAAGAGACCGACACGAAACCUAUGGACGAUUUUUUUCAUGACAUAUACAUUCCUCUGGAUUGCGAGUUUCUAGUCACACACCGUCAAAACAAUGACGUCAUCAUCAGCGAAGUUUACCACUUAAACCGAGAUCUUCCUCUGAGCAGAAAUUACUUCGGAACGUGGCGCCAGGAUGUAGGACUUACCCUGACAAACAUCAGCUUCUUCGAACGUAGAAAUGAUCUGCAAGGAAUUGUCAUGAAAGUUGCUACUAUGACAGAGCCACCAAUUACCGUUGUGAAGAAGAUUAACAACAGGGUAAUUCUCGAGGGGUUCUUCGGUGAAGUGUGGCAUAUUUUGGAGCAAAGGAUGAACUUUACGUCAGCUUAUUACAUCCCAAAGGACAGAGCGUGGGGGUCGCUUACCCAGGAUGGCUCGUGGAACGGAAUGCUGGGCAUGAUACUGAGAGGAGAAACUGAAAUCUCUGUUGCCGAGUUCACAAUGACUGCUCUCAGGGCAGGGGCUGUGGACUUUACUGUCCCACUCAUCAACACCAGGAACUGUGUGCUGAUCAGGCAGAACGGACAUAAGGAUGUCAUCUGGCACGGCUUCCUGGAACCGUUUAGUCCUCAGCUCUGGAUGCUGGUGAUACUGACUAAAGUGGUGAUAGUCCUCUGCCUGAAGACGUUUAACCACAUAAAGCUGCGGUUCUUCGGAAGAAUGUCAUCAGAGUCACCAGACUCACACUGCGCUGUCUACGUCAUGGGCGUGUUCUACAUGCAAGGCGUGAACAAUCAGACGCGAUUCUACUCACAGAGGGCGCUGUAUCUCAUGGCGCAGCUAACGGCGCUGACUGUGUACACAGCAUACGCAGCCUUCCUGAUCUCCUUCCUCACCGUGCAGAAGUUCUCACUUCCUUUCAACUCUCUACGGGAACUCAUCGACAUUGGUUCUUACCGGCUGGGAGUUCUGGCGAAUUCUGGUCAGCUGAACAACUUUAAUAAUGCAACUGAUGCCCUGAUGAAGGAAGUGUACGUUAAGCUUAUAGCCCCCGACAAGGAUCAGCUACCGAUAUCUAUCGAGGAAGGUAUGCAACGAGUCUGUGACAUCGACAACUACGCAUUCAUGACGUCACUGGACGUAGUCCUGGGACUACUAGACCGCAUCACCUGCAAACUGUCCAGUGUCCUUGGCGCAUCCAUACCCGAAAGCCUGGCCAUGAGCAUUGCCAAGGGGAGCCCCUAUCGGGGUCUCAUUAAUUACAACUUACAGGCCAUGUUCCGCAGUGGCACCAUCAAGAGGUUGAAGCAACGGUCGUGGCCCAGCAAGCUGCUCCCUGAGAGACCACUUUGGCACUCAGUGGACUUCUCCAGCAUACUUCCCAUCUUCGCAAUUCUGGGUGCCGGGUUCGUGGCAUCUCUGCUGCUCCUGACCGCGGAGAUUCUUGUUGUAAGACGACGCCAGCAUGGAUAAACAAAUAUUUCCAUCUCAGUAAUGUUUUGUGUUCCACAGAAACGAACUGAACCUCGAAGUCACUAAAUGUCUCACAGUUUUAUGAGACUUUGUAUAUUGUGUAAGUCAAAGACAGUAGGUAGAGCUAGACGUUGAUUGACGAUAUUAUUA